Molecule: messenger RNA, 885 nt
Organism: Hyaloperonospora brassicae
Lineage: Eukaryota; Oomycota; Peronosporomycetes; Peronosporales; Peronosporaceae
Source: the annotation of a GenBank genome assembly
AUGUACGCGCCCAUGGACCGCUCUGCGGCCAAACUGCGCGCGCCGCCGUCGCCCUCGUCGUUCGCCUCCUCUCUCGUCAAGCGCGUGCUGCUCGUGCUCGCGUGUGCAGCAAUCAGCGUCGCCACUAGUCUCCUCCUCGUCCACGUUAUGCGCAGCGACGCCUUCCACCGCCUCGUGCGCUGGCUCCAGACGCACGAGGCACUGGGCGCGGUGCUCUACGUCUGCUGCUUCACGUCGUUCGUCGUGCUCUGCUUUCCCUCCACGGCCUUUGAGCUGCUCGCUGGCUACGUCUUUGGCUUCUCCCUGGGCCUUCUGCUCGCUACGACGGGUAAACUCGUGGGUUCAGUGCUGUCGUUCGUCAUUGGCCGCCACGUCUGCCGCCACCGCGUGCACGUCUACAUGUCGCAGGGCCACCCCGCCCUCCGCGGGUUCCAAACCCUAUUGCGCAAACGUCAGAUCCUCGUUGUGUUUCUCACGCGCGUCGCCUUUUUCCCCAUUGCUGUCAAAAACUAUGGCCUGAGCGUACUCGACGUGGCGUUUCCCGUGUACUUUGCCGCGGCGUUGCUCACGGGCCUCCCGUUCUCGGCCAUAUGGGUCUACUCGGGCCACGCGGUCGAGAACGUCGCGACGCUCUUGGCCAGUCCCACGACGUCGGGACACGGGACCGAAAUGAUUGUGCUCUUCGUGGGCGCCGGCAGUGCGUUGCUGCUAUUGGGCGUCGUGGGCAUUUACACGCGCCACUAUGUACUGGAAAUGGCCCAAGAAGAAGAAGAAGAAGAAGAAGAAGAAGAAGAAGAAGAAGAGGAACACGAAGACGAAGACGAAGAUGGAGAGCAGGGGAGAGACGUGGAGAAGAAACAGCUGCCGCGAGCGACGGGGGUGUAA